UCCCUUCAAAUCAUACCUGCCUCUCAACGCAUACUAUUUCUCUCCCUUUCUCUCUCUGUGCCAUUUAAUUUUCGUCCAUUCUUUCUCCGGCACCGUCUCCUCCCUUUCUCCGUCACCAUCACCAUCACCGUCGUCUCCCACUCAGCUACUACUACUAAUCAUGAACAUUGCUUGAAUCGGACAUAACUUCCCCAACUCUUGUUGUAACUUCACGAUUUGAUUCAAAACACAUCCCAUCGAUUUAAGCUUAUCAAAAUGAAAGGACCCCGAAGAUUAUCGAGGAGUAUAAUGAGAAGCCAAAAAAGCCCUGAAAUAGAAUCGGAUGAAAGUUCGAAAAACAAACGGGAUCAGGAUAAUGAAAGCGAUGAUCAAACGUCUCCAAGAGGCGUGUUGGAAGUCGUUGGAUCUGGUUCAGAUUCCGAUAACAGUAGCUACAUAAGUAGAAGCGUGAGCGAGAACAGUUAUGACUACGCCUCACGCUCCUGCUUGUCGUUCAAGGCACCUGCGGCGGCAGGAUGCGACGGCGACGGGGAAAACAACAGCAAUAGCAACAUGAAUCCGGUGUCUCCGACUUCGGAAAUAGUACAGGCGGAGGCGGUGCCAUGGAGGAAUUUGAUUGAUAAUUUGAAGUGGAAAUCAUUCAGGAGGUUAUCGGCGGCCCCGUUGGUGGCUGGAUAUGAACUUUCGAGGAAGAGUUUCAUGAAGAAAUUGGGCAGGAAUCAUAGCUCGGAGGCCACCAUUAACGAAUUCUAUGUGCCCAAACCUUCGUGGCGGAAUUUCAGUUUUGAAGAACUUACGGCGGCUACUAAUAGCUUCAGCUCCGACAAUUUGCUCGGAAAAGGUGGGCAUGCGGAAGUGUAUAAAGGAUGUUUACCGGAUGGACAAAUUGUUGCGGUGAAGAAGAUAACAAAGAAAGAGAAGAAAGAUGAAGAUAGAGUUGGGGAUUUCUUAACGGAGCUUGGGAUCAUUGCACAUAUCAACCAUCCAAAUGCUGCUAGAUUGAUCGGCUUCAGUUCUGAUAAUGAUUUGUACCUUGUCCUCCAAUAUGCACCUCAUGGCAGCCUUGCAACUUUACUACACAAUUCAGAAGAGAUUGUGGAGUGGAAUAUAAGGUUCAAGAUUGCCAUUGGAAUCGCAGAAGGUUUGGAGUAUCUCCAUUACAACUGUAACAAACGCAUAAUUCAUAGGGACAUCACAGCCUCGAACAUCUUACUAACAGAAGACUACGAACCCCAGAUAUCAGAUUUUGGUCUAGCAAAAUGGCUCCCGGAAAGUUGGGCUCAACAAAUUGUAUCCCCAAUCGAAGGGACUUUCGGAUAUAUGGCUCCGGAGUAUUUCAUGCAUGGAGUAAUUAAUGAGAAGACCGAUGUUUUCGCUUUUGGGGUUCUUUUGCUCGAGCUUAUCACUGGUCGUCGUGCUGUUGAUUCACGUCGACAAAGCCUAGUAAUCUGGGCAAAACCGUUGCUUGAGCAAGGUGAUGGGAAGGGACUCGUGGAUCCUCGAUUAGGAAAUGACUACGACCUUGUGGAAUUAAAACGAGCAAUGUUGAUUGCUUCAUCGUGCAUUCAUCACAUGCCCGAUAUGCGCCCAAAUAUCAAACGGGUUUUACAGAUACUAAAGGGGGAGAGCCCGGCCGUGGAAUUGAGACAGAAAACGUUUGACGGGAGAUCAUUGAUUGCAGACACCUGCGAUUUGGAGGAUUAUACGUGUAAAACGUAUCUCAAAGAACUCAAUCGUCAUCGGGAACUCGUUAUGGAAUGACGAAUCGAUUGAGAUCGAGAUC
Messenger RNA from Cynara cardunculus var. scolymus (artichoke), 1783 nucleotides. RefSeq names its product receptor-like cytosolic serine/threonine-protein kinase RBK1. The record is from RefSeq and is a predicted model, not a curated record. Gene Ontology annotation, molecular function: protein kinase activity; ATP binding. The coding region runs from base 256 to 1761 and encodes 501 amino acids. NCBI's taxonomy places the organism in Eukaryota, Viridiplantae, Streptophyta, Magnoliopsida, Asterales, Asteraceae. Gene Ontology annotation, biological process: protein phosphorylation. The transcript has 7 exons.